AUGAGAAACACUGAUCAGAGACGAUCAGUUGGAGUUAAUUUUCGAGAAAUAGGCUUGAGAUCAUCAGCCAUAGUUAGGCCUUACGUUCGAUCAAAAAUGCCUAGGCUUCGCUGGACACCUGAUCUUCAUCACUGCUUUGUGCAUGCAGUUGAAAGGCUCGGUGGAGAGGAUCGGGCAACUCCAAAGAUGGUUCUGCAAAUCAUGGAUGUGGAGGACCUUACCAUAUCUCACGUAAAGAGCCACCUUCAGAUGUACAGGAGCAUGAAGCAUGAGCGGAUGAUCCAAGAAGCUGCUAUGGAAGCAAAGAAGAAUGAUAAGGAGCCUAGGAUGCAUCAUUCAAAUUAUUUCUCACCUACAAUGUGCUGCCAGCAGAAACGUUUAAAUGGCAAGGGACUGAUCAAUAACAAGGCACUUCUCUAUCAAGGUUGUGGAGCUGUUCAUAAUCCUGCUAAUGGGCUUGCCCUAAAAAAUGCUAGCUUGACAUCUCAAAGGAGACAGAAGAAAGGGCAGUGGAUUGGAAAGAGAGUGAAAGAACCAUUCUUACAUGAAGAAAUAGCAAGCGAGGAGUGCGAACAGAAACCUGAUACUUACAUUAUCUUCAAUGAUCUACUCAAGAGCUGCGUUAGAAAAGAGACGAAUGACCAAGAUAAGAUGUCAGCAGGAGCCACAGGUUGCAAGAAAAGCCAUCAGAGUUUAGAAGAACUGGCUGAGAUUGCACAGAGAAUAGAUGGUGACAGAACGUCUUCAUCCCUAAACUCAAAUGUUUCCAAGCCCCUUUUGAAGCUUAGCAAAGCAAAGAAUAGCUCAGAUGUUUCUCUUGAGCUCACUCUUGCUUAA
Molecule: messenger RNA, 837 nt
Organism: Populus nigra (black poplar)
Lineage: Eukaryota; Viridiplantae; Streptophyta; Magnoliopsida; Malpighiales; Salicaceae
Product: protein PHR1-LIKE 3-like
Exons: 6
Coding region: 1-837 (278 amino acids)
Biological process (GO): regulation of DNA-templated transcription; abaxial cell fate specification
Molecular function (GO): transcription cis-regulatory region binding
Source: RefSeq, a predicted model, not a curated record